GCCCACUCAGGAACACGCCGUGAAUGGCGAUAGCUGCUCUUCUUCUUCUUCUGCUUUGCGUUUUGCGUCUUUUGUGUUGUUUUAAACUUCCGCGAGUUGUCCGGUGUGCUGUGAGUGUGUGUGCAGUGAUUCCUGCGACCGGAAACAAGCGUUUGUGGAGAGCACACUGACCGCAGAUCAGCUCCUGAUGAGAGAGAAAGAGAAACGACAAAAGACACACACACACACACACACGCACUGCUGCUGUUCUGCACAUGAAGACGUGUCAAUAGAGUCCCUCUGAUACACACACACACACACACACACACACACACACACACACACAUGAGUGAGUGUGUCGCCGGAGCGGAGAUGAGGAGUCUUCCGUGUGUGUGAUGAAAACACUGGACGUCCACCUCUCUGUGUGUGUGUUAGUAUGUAAAGUCUGCUAGUUUUCCUCCGUCCUGCAUCAUCAUGAGCGGCGGUGGCGGUGGCGGGGAGCGCUCCUCCAGAUUAUCGUCAUGUUCCCGUCCGGAGCGUGUGUGUCUGUCCCGCAGCGAGAGCUCGCCCGGAGAGCCUGUGCUGAAGAUCACCAUCACUGAAACCACCGUGAUCGAAGCCGACGCUGGGAUCUGGAGCUCCAGAGCGCUCACACACCUCACACUCUGGUACUUCUUCAGCUUCUGCACACUCUUCCUCAACAAAUACAUCCUCUCACUGCUGGAGGGAGAGCCCAGCAUGCUGGGAGCCGUCCAGAUGCUGUCCACCACGGUGAUCGGCUGUGUGCAGAUGUUUGUGCCGUGUCCACUGUACCAGCAUAAAUCCCGCUCCGAAUAUCCCUCCAACUUCAUCAUGAUCAUGCUGUUUGUAGGACUCAUGAGGUUCACUACAGUGGUGCUGGGCUUGGUCAGCCUGAAGAAUGUGGCCGUCUCCUUCGCUGAGACGGUGAAGAGCUCGGCGCCCAUAUUCACUGUCAUCAUGUCCCGCCUCAUACUGGGAGAAUACACUGGGUUCUGGGUGAAUAUGUCUCUGGUGCCGGUGAUGGCGGGUCUGGCGCUCUGCACAGCCACUGAGAUCAGCUUCAACAUGCUGGGCUUCUCUGCUGCGCUCUCCACCAACAUCAUGGACUGUCUGCAGAAUGUGUUCUCCAAGAAGCUGCUGAGUGGAGACAAGUAUAAGUUCAGUCCUCCAGAGCUUCAGUUUUACACCAGCGCGUUUGCAGUCAUCAUGCUCAUACCGGCCUGGAUCUUCCUGAUGGACUUUCCAGGCAUUGGGAAGAGUGAACGCUCCUUCAGACUGUCUCAGGACAUCGUGGUGCUGCUGCUGCUGGAUGGGGCUCUGUUCCACUUGCAGAGUGUCACUGCAUACGCCCUCAUGGGUCGCAUCUCACCCGUCACAUUUAGCGUGGCGAGCACAGUGAAGCAUGCGCUGUCCAUCUGGCUGAGCAUCAUUGUGUUCAGUAACCCCAUCACAGUGGUCUCCGCCAUCGGGACACUCAUGGUGUUUGUGGGAGUUCUGCUUUACAACAAGGCCAAACAGUUCCAGAGAGAUGCUCUGGUCCAGCAUGCUCUCGACCAAUCAACAGAAGCCGAGCAGAAACCCAUGAUCCAGAACGGUGACGUCACGUCCACCAAACUAACCUAACACACGGGCUCCACACGGACACUGGCUCUGCACAAUAAAAGCUCGUGAGUUUCUAUAUCAGGUUUCACAGAGGGGCUUUGCCUUAUCAAAAACUGUCACAAUAACUGUGGUUCCGGGACCUCAUCAUUGCUAAACGUCUAAUAUUGACUUGUGCUGGUUUUGAGGGAACCAACAGAGUCAAACUCCUGAACAAGCAUUGAAAUACAAUGUGGUGUUUCACUGUCUGAGGGCUUUAUCUUGAGGACGGUGUGUAGUUUGAGUGAAUGACGGACUCUUACCAGCAAAUAUUCACCUCAUAUUUGACCACUCAAUCAAAAGGAAUGUUUUCAUUAGCGCCGAUUAAUCGUGACUAAUCGCAUACAAAAUAAAUGUUGGUUUAUAUGUGUGUGUGUUUAUAUACGUGCAUAAAUGUAUAUACUUUCAAAAUACUUGUAUAUAUAUAUAUUCAUAUGUA
Messenger RNA from Danio aesculapii, 2077 nucleotides. It is a transcript of the gene slc35e2b, whose product is annotated as solute carrier family 35 member E2B. The transcript is spliced from 9 exons. The record is from RefSeq and is a predicted model, not a curated record. Gene Ontology annotation, cellular component: Golgi apparatus. Gene Ontology annotation, molecular function: antiporter activity. Lineage: Eukaryota; Metazoa; Chordata; Actinopteri; Cypriniformes; Danionidae. Bases 454 to 1623 code for a protein of 389 amino acids.